UCACAAUGCUACUUCGUGUCAAACUUGCCAUAGAUAACAUUAGAAAGAUCACUUUAGAGCUUCCAGGGACUGUAAAAGAGCUUCACUCAAUGUUAAAGGCAAUGUUUAACUUGCAAGGAGAUUUUGUUAUACAAUAUGAAGAUCCUGACUUUCAUAAUGAGCUCUGUAAUCUUAUAAACAUCACCGAUCUCCCAAAGGAUAAAGCAACCCUCGAAAUAGUUUUCAAAUGCUCAGACAGCUGCUUUUCUGACUCCUCUUUGGAUACUGCUAGUGGGCAUUCAUUAACUUCGGAUGAUGCAUUCACUGCUCGUUUAAGAUCAUUGCCGGAAUCAUUUACAAUUCCGUUUUUUUCUUACGAUGUCGAGUACAGGCUCAAACAAGGAAAUGAAGCCUAUAAAAUAGACGGGUCUGUUCUGUCAUUCAGCAAGGACAUGAAGAUAGACAUUUUAGAUUGGUUGGCAAAUGCAAUGUACGAGUUCAAGGCCUAUCCUGAUGGUCAACAAUAUGAGAGUGUAGCUAAAGCCCUAACUGAGAAGCAUCCUUGUUUGAAGGAACCUGGCUCAAAGUAUGGCUGGCAUCAGUGGAAAUUCAGGUUAAAGUUCAAGAUGGCGAAUUACCGGCGAAAGCUUUCUACAGCAGGUUGUCCAGAAGUGAGCAUUAAUAGACUGAAAAGAAGAGAUGAGCACAGCAAACUGGUCAAAAAGAAGAAGAAGGCGAAGAGAUUGGAGUUAAACUUUCUACCCACUUUCCCACAAGGCAAGACAGCUGCGGUUCUCGAGGAGGAAUGGAAAGCUCUAGUUGAGGAAAUGUCAAAAAAGAAAAUUGACUGGAAUCUGGUGGACAAAUUGAUGUUGAGCACAUUUGCAUUAUGGAGAUGGGUUAUUGUGGAGGAUGCACCCCUUGUCUCUGAUGUGAAAAGCAGCUGGCCAGCACUGUUUACACAAAGUCAAGUCACUGCAGAGUUCACUAGGCUGCUCUGCAAAAAUCUUCAGGCAUCAUUCAUGGAGGGACUGGAUGUUUAUGUACCAAGACUGUUACAAAUGUAUCGAGAAAAUGGCGCUGGAAUUCCUGAACUGAGGAGUCUUCUGCAGUGCCUUGAAAAGGAGGUACAAAGAGAAUGACGUUGUUUUGUUUCUGUGAUGUUAUUCUUUAGAAUAAUCAACACGCAUGCUUUGUGUUUGAAGAUGUGUCUGCAGACUUAGUGGAGCCCACCAUUGUAAUUGUUGAAAUACCU
Erpetoichthys calabaricus (reedfish) is the source of this 1234-nucleotide messenger RNA. Its product is annotated as sterile alpha motif domain-containing protein 3-like. The coding region runs from base 6 to 1121 and encodes 371 amino acids. The transcript is spliced from 2 exons. Lineage: Eukaryota; Metazoa; Chordata; Cladistia; Polypteriformes; Polypteridae. The record is from RefSeq and is a predicted model, not a curated record.